Molecule: messenger RNA, 828 nt
Organism: Acanthocheilonema viteae
Lineage: Eukaryota; Metazoa; Nematoda; Chromadorea; Rhabditida; Onchocercidae
Source: the annotation of a GenBank genome assembly
AUGUCAACAUAUUCAGCUCGUGGAUCCUCUUUGGCUAAUUUUAUACGAGCAGUGGAACGUGAUGAUGUCCUAUUAUAUGUUACUGCAGCCGUUGGUGUUUUCAUGCCUGGCUGUGUAUAUAUGUUUUAUCAAUAUGCCCAUAAAUUAUACACUAGAUAUGUUGAGAAGCGUGAAAUGCGGAAACGAGAGGAACAAUUGGAAAGCAAAGUGGUGACGAUAUUUUAUGCUGAGGGACGAGAAAAUAUUGAAGAACUGGCCCAGCAUAUUGGUGCACACUUGGAGUACGAUGGAUUGCCGAUAGUUAAUUUAGCUGAUAUUGAAACAACGACUUUCAUGAAAUACAGGGGUAUUGGUUUGUUUCUCAUGGACUGCACAUAUGAUGGAAAUGAAUCGGAGAGCACUGAAUGGUUUUUGGAUUUUUUAGAAGAUUUAGCUUUCGAUCAAAAAAUGACUAAUUUACCAUGUCGGCAAAUGCAUUUUGCUAUUCUCGGUAUUGGUGAUCCACGUAAUGGUUACAAACAAUAUAAUCGCAUAACGAGAGCCUUGACAAGGCGACUAAAUUCGAUCGGGGCUGUUGCUCUUUAUCCAUCGCGUUAUAUUUACAGUGAUUCGAAUGCGGGACUAGAGAAGCAAGCAGCGGCUUGGGCAUCUUGCAUCGCUAAAGCGCUGGAUGAGUACACGACAAGGAUUACAAAAUCACGAAGCUUUUGGUAUUAUGAUAGCGAUAGUGACAGUAAUAAAAGUGAUGUGGAUGACGAUGAACAGGAAUUUCUUUCCGAUCAUGUGGAAUAUAUCUAUGAAUCAGAUGAUACUGAUGUAGAUAAUUAG